Molecule: messenger RNA, 1029 nt
Organism: Fusarium sp. VM40
Lineage: Eukaryota; Fungi; Ascomycota; Sordariomycetes; Hypocreales; Nectriaceae
Source: the annotation of a GenBank genome assembly
AUGGCUGCUUUAACAGAACAGCCCGCCCACGAGCCCUUGGCCGCAGACACUUUCGAUGACAGUGACUCGACCUUUUCUGGCACUGACUCAGAGAGCCUCGAAUCGCUUCGAUCUAGCGUCCUACGAUUCCAAGAAGAGAAUGGCCGAACCUACCAUGCGAUGAGUUCCGGAAAAUACAACUUCCCUAACGAUGAAUCCGAGAGUGAACGCCUUGAUCUCCAGCAUAAUCUCUGGCUUUUGACACUCCACGGAGAACUCGGCCUGAACCCCAAGAUUAAAGAAUCCGCUAAACGAGUCUUGGACGCUGGAACUGGAACUGGUCUUUGGGCAAUCGAAUAUGCCGACCUUCACCCCGAGGCACAGGUUAUUGGAGUCGACCUCAGCCCUAUUCAACCAUCGAUGGUCCCCCCGAACUGCGUCUUCGAAAUUGAUGACCUCGAAAAAGAGUGGACUUGGUCUGAACCAUUCGACUUCAUCUUCGCCCGUACAAUGACAGGGUCCUUUGCGGAUACCGAAAAGUUCGUCAACAAUGCUUACGCCAAUCUCGAACCUGGAGGCUACCUGGAGAUGCAAGAUCUCACGUACCCCAUCGCCUGCGACGAUGGAACUCUCCUCCCCGACAGUCCCCUCGUCCGCUCCGGCCAACUAAGCAUCGAGGCCAGCGCCAAAGCAGGACGUGUCAUCGACCUUCCACCAAAGUACAAGAGCUUCUUCGAGAAGGCUGGGUUCACUGAUGUGGUUGAGAAGAAGUUCAAGUGGCCUAUCAAUGAGUGGCCCAAGGACAAGCACCACAAGGAACUGGGCAGAUGGUCGUAUGCAAACAUGAACGAUGGUCUUGAGGGCUUGUUACUCGCUCUCUUCACUAGAUUCCUAGGUUGGAGUGCAGAUGAGGUUCGGGUUCUUUGCUCUGCCAUGAGGAAGCAGCUCCGCGAUAGGAACGUUCAUGCGUACAUUCCUAUCUAUGUCGUUUACGGAAAGAAGCCUCUAGAGGAGCCUGCCUCUAAGGCUCAAGUCGAAGAAUCUUCUUGA